This is a messenger RNA of Xiphophorus maculatus (southern platyfish), 3728 nucleotides long. RefSeq names its product cytochrome P450 1B1 (gene cyp1b1). Bases 1398 to 3005 code for a protein of 535 amino acids. Gene Ontology annotation, molecular function: steroid 17-alpha-monooxygenase activity; heme binding; oxidoreductase activity, acting on paired donors, with incorporation or reduction of molecular oxygen, reduced flavin or flavoprotein as one donor, and incorporation of one atom of oxygen. Gene Ontology annotation, biological process: progesterone metabolic process; hormone biosynthetic process. NCBI's taxonomy places the organism in Eukaryota, Metazoa, Chordata, Actinopteri, Cyprinodontiformes, Poeciliidae. The transcript has 4 exons. The record is from RefSeq and is a predicted model, not a curated record.
ACAUUUAACUCAAUACAUUUUAACCAAAAAGAAUUAAAACAUAUUUGGACGAUGACUGCCAACUGAAAAAGGGAAAGUCCUUAUUAAUUUAACAGAUUAAAUACGCAAACAUUUAUUUCUAUGAUUCUUCCUAAAUAUGGAAACGUCAAACUGAACCUCAACCCAAAAUUUACUCCGUUUCCCAAACCCAUCAAUUGGUUUUCUUCACAGAUUUUCCUUCCACUAAACUUUCCUUGUGCAGAGUGCCGACUAACUCAGCGGUCUCCCCUGAUGCUGUAGGCCACAACACAACAUUGUGACUUGAGCUGUUGAAAUGAAUAAUAUUUAUGUUUAACACAAAACGCCUGAAAAUGUUUGUUUGCGAUAUUAGGUGAGAAAUAAAGCAGUAAACAGAACAAUGUAUUUCCACGCGUGGAGAGAGGCGGGAACCAUUUCCACUGGUUUGUCUCCGGCCUCGGAUCAGCAGCGGACACUGUGACGGGUCAGAGUGACGUCAUCGGAGUGACGUCGAGCCUGAGGGUCUUUACGCAAUGAGAAAGACUGAACUCCGCGGAACCUGCAGGAUGUCGGCUUCACGUUUCACUUCCGGCUGGAGAGUCACUGCAGCGGCGACACAGGUUCAUGUUUUCUCUUCAAUAAACUAGCAAUUAAAUAAAACCAGCAAUAUGACAUGUGAUAAAAUAAAAAAAAGAAAAUAAAACCUGGUUUUGUUCAAGUCCUAUAUUUUAUUAUGCUCAAAAUACGUCAUCAGGAUAAUAAUAAUAUAAAUAAUGCUCUAGUCGUGAUUGAUUUUAAUUCAUUAUUCUAAGACAAAUACAAUAAAUUCUGCAAUAUUAAGAUUUAUCUCUUAUCUUAUUAUUUGCAAUACCGAUGCUAAACUGUUCGUCCAACUUGAUAAUAAUGAAAAUUCAUUAAAAAAAGAAAUAAAAAUAAUCCAUUUAUGAUUGACUUAAUUCAUCUAAAUGUGUUGCUUUUAAAUAAUGAAACACUAAAUGCUGUGACAAAAUGUUUUAAAGUAAUGAUGCUGAGAGGAAUCAUCAGUCUGUAAAUGUUUUGUUACAUUUUUAGUAAAUAUUCAGUCAGAUUCUGUUCUGCAAAAGGCGAAAUAAAAAGUUUAUAAUAAGAAAUGUAUGCAACAUUCAUCAACACUGAUGAUGAUGGUGAUGAUGAUGAUGGUGAUGAUGAGGCUGAGAGGUUCAGCUGGAGGAGGUGAUGGUGGGAGGAGAGGCGGAGGUUCGGUGGCCCCCCACCCCCUCCGCAUCAAACCUGCCCCCUGCACCGGAGCCGCCGACGGGCCGUGAUGCUAAACACGCAGCGGGAAAUCUGCGGCUGCAAAACCUCCGCAACAGAAAUGUAGAGGAACCAUCUGAUUUUUGUUGCUUUUAAGGAUCUGCGUGAUGGAAGCGUCUCUGCAGAGUUUCCCCGCAGUUAACGGUUUAACUCCCGGCGCCCUGCUGGCGGCCUGCCUGGCUCUGCUGCUCUCCGUCAGGCUGUGGCUCCGGCGCCGCGGGGCCGCUCCGGGCCUGCCGGGGCCCUUCGCCUGGCCCGUUAUCGGGAACGCCGCGCAGCUCGGCAACACGCCGCACCUGUACUGCACCCGCAUGGCGAGGAAGUACGGCGACGUGUUCCAGAUCCAGCUGGGCAGCCGAACCGUGGUGGUUCUGAACGGCGGCGCCAUCCGACCGGCGCUCAUCAAGCAGGGUUUGGACUUCGCCGGGAGGCCGGACUUCACCUCCUUCCGGUUCAUCGCCGACGGCCAGAGCAUGGCGUUCGGCACCGUCACGGACUGGUGGAAGACGCACCGCAAAGUGGCGCAGUCCACCGUCCGCAUGUUCUCCACCGGGAACCCGCAGACCAAGCGGACCUUCGAGCAGCACGUCCUGGCCGAGUUCAGGGAGCUUCUGCGGCGGUUCGUGGAGAAGACGCGGGCGGAGCGGUACUUCCAGCCCUGCACCGACCUGGUGGUGUCCACGGCCAACGUGAUGAGCGCCGUCUGCUUCGGGAGGAGGUACACCUACGAGGAUGCGGAGUUCCGGGAGGUGGUGGGCAGGAACGACAAGUUCACCAAGACCGUGGGAGCGGGGAGCAUCGUGGACGUGAUGCCGUGGCUGCAGUACUUCCCCAACCCAAUCAAAACCAUCUUCGAGGACUUCAAGAACCUCAACCGGGACUUUGGGGAAUUCAUCCGGGAUAAAGUCAUGGAGCACAGGAAGUCCAUGGAGUCGAGCGCCAUCCGGGACAUGACGGACGCUUUCAUCGUGGCUCUGGACCGAAACACGGAGACAACUGGACUCUCCUCUGGGAACGACUACGUGACUCCCACCAUAGGGGACAUUUUUGGAGCCAGCCAGGACACGCUGUCCACGGCUUUACAGUGGAUCAUCCUCAUACUGGUCAAAUAUCCUGCGAUCCAAACGCGUCUUCAGCUGGAGGUGGACAGAGUUGUGGACCGGAGUCGUCUGCCGUCCAUCGAGGACCAGGCUGAGCUGCCGUACGUCAUGGCCUUCCUUUACGAGGUGAUGCGCUUCACCAGCUUCAUCCCGCUCACCAUCCCCCACUCCACCAUCACAGACACCUCCAUCAUGGGCUACGCCAUUCCAAAGAACACCGUCAUCUUCAUAAACCAGUGGUCUGUCAACCACGACCCGGCCACGUGGUCCAACCCAGGGACCUUCGACCCUGAGCGCUUCCUGGAUCCCCAGGGGGCGCUAAACAAAGACCUGGUCGCCAACGUGCUCAUCUUCUCGUUGGGCCGGCGGCGGUGCAUCGGCGAGCAGCUCUCCAAGAUGCAGCUGUUCCUGUUCACGGCUCUGCUGGCGCACCAGUGCCGCAUCGCCGCCGACCCGGCGAAGACGCUACCCCUGGACUACAAGUACGGCCUGACUCUGAAACCGCUCGACUACGCCAUCGCCGUGUCUCUGCGGGAAGACGUGACUCUGCUGGACGCUGGUGCCGCUCAGGCAGUCACAAACGAACAAUCAGCAGAAUUACAGGCAAAAGGUUAAAGAUUAAAGGCCACAGAAAGAGGCUGCAACCUGCGGAGCCACAAAAUGGCUCAUCGGACCCAAAACUUUAGCGAAAAAUUAAAAACAACCAUUUUAGUAUAAAUAUAAAAACAAAUCCUGAAUGUUUAAUAGGUUUCCUGCAAAACAUGGAGAAAAGAAGUUAGCUGAAGCUAGCUAUAGCUUAGCUAGCUACAGCAGCCAUAGCUAGAAGUUACACUGCAAAAACACAAAAACUUACCAAGAGCUUUUGUCUCCUUGCAAAUAUUUUAGUUUGCUUGAAAUAAAACAAAACCAACUUCAAAGUAACUUUUCAGUAAAAUAUAAAAGCUUGCUAUAAGUCAAAAUUACUAUCAGAUUUUUUCACUUCUAAGAUAUCUUUUCUGGAAAUUGGACCAAAACUCUUUGUAACAUUGUGUGUUUUUGCAGUGUAUGGAUGUUAGAUUCUGGAUUUCCAAACAGAACGACACUAAAAGUACCAGAUUAGGUCUGUUUUUAAAAUUUAAUUUAAAUUCAUUUUCCAUCGUAUGAAAAACAUAUAUCCAUCAGCUUAAUUUUAAAUCAUAAAAAUAUAAAUAAAUUAGUGGUUCUUUAAACUGAGGACAAGUUUCCUAAAGUAGAUAUUUGUCUAAAUUUCUUCAUUGUUUCUUUCUAAAAGUCAUGCAACAAAGGAAUAAAAUGUUGAAUUUAAUUAUUUGAUUAUUUGCAUUUUUAAUGUUUUUCUAA